GCGAGGCGGGCGCUGCUUAAAAGGCCGGUCGGGCGAGCGCGGCGCUGUCAUUCUCGCUCGCUCGCCGUCCGCCCCGUCUCGGUUGCCAUGGCUCCCCCGGUGCCGCCGCUCUUCCGCUCGCUGCUCCGCUGCAAAGCCCUCGCUACGCUGGCCGGCACCCCGCUCGCCCUCCUGCCGCUGCCGCUCCUCGUCCCCACCCAGGAGGCCCGGUGUGGUUAUGUGAUCAUUCUCAUGGCUGUGUAUUGGUGCACGGAGGUCAUUCCUUUGGCUGUCACGGCUCUCUUGCCCGUCAUCCUGUUCCCGAUGUUUGGCAUUCUGGAGUCCAAGAAGGUGUGCAUGCAAUACCUGAAAGACACAAACAUGCUCUUCGUGGGGGGUCUGAUUGUGGCCGUGGCCGUGGAGCACUGGAACCUACACAAGCGGAUCGCCCUGAGAGUGCUGCUGAUCGUCGGGGUGAAGCCUGCCCUCCUGAUGCUGGGUUUUAUGGGGGUGACGGCCUUCCUCUCCAUGUGGAUCAGCAACACGGCCACCACCGCCAUGAUGGUGCCCAUUGUCCAGGCCGUUCUAGACCAGAUGAACAGCUCUGAGCCGGAACUGGCCAUCACGGAGUCAGCGGCCACUGCUGUCCACACCAACCCCAGGAACGAACAGGAAGGGAAGGUGGCCACGGGCCUCUCGACAGUGCUGGUUGUGGGCAAUGGGCACAUCCCGGAGGACUCCAAGCAGCAAGAGAGGGAAGCCAAGAAGCGCGUCAACAAGGGGAUGACCCUCUGCGUCUGCUACGCGGCAAGUAUCGGCGGGACGGCAACUCUCACUGGGACGGGGCCAAACCUGGUCCUGAAAGGCCAGAUGAACCAGUUGUUCCCUGAGAACGGUGACAUCUUGAAUUUUGCCUCCUGGUUUGGCUUCGCUUUUCCCAACAUGCUCCUGAUGCUGAUGCUGGCCUGGUUCUGGCUGCAGUUUUCCUUCAUGGGAUUCCACUUCCGGAAGACCUGGGGGUGUGGGACACAAAGGACGGAGAAGGAGAAGGCUGCCCUCCAUGUCCUGAAGGAGGAGCACCGCAAGCUGGGCCCGGUCUCCUUCGCCGAGGUCAACGUGCUGCUGGUCUUCACGCUGCUGAUCCUCCUCUGGUUCACCAGAGACCCUGGCUUUGUCCCAGGAUGGGCCACUCUCCUCUUCAACAAGGACAAGGAGUAUGUGACAGAUGCCACCGUGGCCAUCUUUGUGGCCUUGUUCCUGUUCAUCCUUCCUGCCACUCGGCCCAGGUGCGGCUUCUGCAGUCAGAGCAGCUGUGAUCUGGAAGAGGCUGAGGAAGCUAUGAAGGAGCCCUUUUUCCCAGCUCCGCUGCUCGACUGGAAGGUGGUCCAGAGGAAGAUGCCCUGGAGCAUCGUUCUGCUGCUCGGAGGAGGCUUUGCUUUGGCCAACGGAAGCGACGCUUCAGGACUGUCCAAGUGGCUGGGGGACCAGAUGACCCCCUUGCACAGCAUCCCCCCCUGGGCCAUCGCCAUUAUCCUUUCUCUGGUCAUCGCCGUCUUCACCGAAUGCACCAGCAACGUGGCCACAGCGACUCUCUUCCUGCCCGUCUUUGCAUCCUUGUCACAGUCCAUUGAGGUCAAUCCACUCUACAUCAUGGUCCCUUGCACGCUCAGUGCUUCGUUUGCCUUCAUGCUUCCCGUCGCCACCCCUCCAAACGCCAUCGUCUUCUCCUACGGACACCUUCGCGUCUCUGACAUGGCGAAGACUGGCAUCGUGAUGAACAUCAUCGGCGUUUUUUGCGUAACCCUGGCCAUCAACAGCUGGGGGCGGGCCAUGUUCCACCUGGACACAUUUCCGUCGUGGGCAAACACCACAGCUGGGAAGUGAGGAGAGAGGCCAGAGAGGCGUGGCUGCAGGGGCCUUCCCCGCCUGGUCGGCCGCCGUCCCCCAAGCCUGUCCUCCAGCCUUAGCAAGCCCAUCGGCGCCCACUCUUCUUUCGGGUUGAGACUGUUUCAGCCUCACCUGGCCUGUCCCUGCGGCUUUCUGAAGGGUCUCUGAGGGAACCAUUUGGGGGCAUCUUCUCCUGGGAGCAGCAUGAGGCCAAUGGUGUUUCCAAGCAAACUAGGGACAGAAUACGGGUUUGGUGUUGUUUAAAAAAAGGCCUUACAGUGGGACAAGAAAGAACCUGCUGCUGCCUUUGCAUAAGGGAGGGAAAGGACUCGCAGUCUUAAGGGGCAGCCAAGCCGGCCUGGAGCUGAGCAACGGCCUCCCCACCUGCCUGCCACAGGCCUGCCAUGUAGCCAUUGCACAGGCAGCUCCUGCCUGACGGAGACACGGGGCACAAAUCCUUGGCCAAGGAGCUUGUUGGAGGACGUUGGCCACACCACAGCCUGCUUGGCAGGAUGCCACGCUGCUUCCCAUGCAAACCGAGGCCCAGCGUGGCCUGGAGGGGAAGCUGUGUGGCGCUGAAAGCAGCGGGCCACGCUGGGCAGCUCCUCUCCCCCCCGGAAGCAGCGGUUGAGGGGGGGCAGAGGGGAAUAUGGGCGGAGGGAGGAGUUGCAGGACAGCCGGAAUCUAAACACAGGUAGCCUAAUAUAUUUGACAUUGUUAUUUAAUUGCCUUAAAUAUUAAUAAAAUACCA
Molecule: messenger RNA, 2617 nt
Organism: Rhineura floridana
Lineage: Eukaryota; Metazoa; Chordata; Lepidosauria; Squamata; Rhineuridae
Gene: SLC13A5
Product: solute carrier family 13 member 5
Exons: 12
Coding region: 88-1863 (591 amino acids)
Biological process (GO): monoatomic anion transmembrane transport; citrate transport
Cellular component (GO): membrane
Molecular function (GO): citrate transmembrane transporter activity; succinate transmembrane transporter activity; sodium:dicarboxylate symporter activity
Source: RefSeq, a predicted model, not a curated record